AUGACGAUGCAGCAGCAGAAGUGGGAAAAGAUCAGCGCGGAAAAGCGUCGCGCGCUCGCGGAACAGAUACCGCUCGAACAUCGCAUUCCUCCACACCUUCUACCGCCAGACGAACAGCUCGAUGUGACGCCGUUUCCUAGGGAAUCGGGAUGGUUUUCGAAGAGAGAAUUGGAAAUCACGGAUAGCACAGCGAGCCAUAUUCUGAAGAAGAUCGCGUCGCGCACAUGGAGCUCCGAAGAAGUGACAAGGGCAUUCAGCAAGCGUGCUGCUGCAGCGCAGCAAUUGACUAAUUGCCUCUCCGAAAUCUUCUUUAGCGAAGCAAUCGCCCACGCGAAAUCGCUCGAUGAACACCUACGCACGAUAGGCAAGGUCAUCGGCCCCCUUCAUGGCCUCCCAAUAUCCCUCAAAGAUAACUUCAACAUCGUUGGAAAGGACAGUACGGUCGGAUUUGCUUCCCUAGUGAAUCGGCCCGCUGAAUACAAUGCUACGCUGGUGGAGCUGUUGGAGAAGCUCGGGGCUGUCCGAUAUUGCAAAACAAAUGUUCCGACGGCAAUGAUGAUCGCAGAGUCGGUCAAUAACGUAUUCGGACGCACAGUGAAUCCACUGAACAGAAGGCUGACCUCGGGAGGCUCAUCAGGAGGCGAAUCGGCAUUGAUCGCGUUCGGGGGAAGUCCGUUAGGAGUUGGAACUGAUAUCGGCGGAAGUUUACGCAUUCCAGCUGCGUGCACCGGCAUAUUCACUCUCCGACCGUCGUUCGGUAGAUUCACCACCCAAAGAUGCCGCUCCGGACUAGCAGGUCAAGAAGCCGUUAUGAGCGUAAACGGGCCAAUGGCAAGGACUCUCGAAGAUAUUGUCCUGUUUUCGAAGACCAUCGUAGAUUCACAGCCUUGGCUGGUAGAUCCAAAGGUCCUUCCCAUCCCAUGGAGGCCUGUAGAGUGUCAAAAGAAAUUGAAGGUGGCCGUGCUGUGGCAUGAUGGGAUGGCUGUACCAACACCUCCGGUUACGCGCGCGUUGAAGGAGACGGUCGAGAAGCUGAAGCAGGCGGGUCACGAAAUCGUCGACUGGGAUCCGGUUCUCCAUCCCAAAGCCCUGGAGCUUCUGGGCCGGAUGUUCGUCGCAGAUGGCGGAAAGAGUGUUGAAGCUCUGCUUGCGCCUACCGGGGAGCCAUUCCGACCUGAAAUGCAGCAGUACCAGGAGGCCGAAGAGCUAGGAGUCCACGCGAUGUGGCAAAUACAUCUCGAGCGGUCCGAGUUGCAGAAGCAGUAUCUAGACCAGUGGACAUCGUGCGAUGGCCUGGAUGCCAUACUAGCGCCCACGACACCUUUCUCCAGCGUCGAACAUGGCGGCUUCAAAUACGUUGGCUAUACGGGCGUGUUCAAUAUUGUUGACUAUGCUGCUGUUUCUUUCCCUUGUGGCGUGGUUGCCGAUAAGGAGAAGGACCCACCCAUUGCCAACCACGCCCCCCUCAGUGGCUUCUGCAAGGACAUCCACGAUGAUUACAAUGCCGAUCUGGUACAUGGAAUGCCUGUUAGUCUACAGCUCGUGGCUAAGAGGCUUGAGGAAGAAAAGGUGCUUGCGAUGACCGAGACCGUGCUCCAGGCUAUACAUCCCUCAAAGCUGUCUUCUAUAAUGACCAGCAUCAAAUCCCGGUUGUAA
Messenger RNA from Trematosphaeria pertusa, 1656 nucleotides. Its product is annotated as acetamidase. The record is from RefSeq and is a predicted model, not a curated record. NCBI's taxonomy places the organism in Eukaryota, Fungi, Ascomycota, Dothideomycetes, Pleosporales, Trematosphaeriaceae. The transcript has 8 exons. The coding region runs from base 1 to 1656 and encodes 551 amino acids.